UUUGACUUAACCUCCAAACCAAUCUUCGCAUAACAACCCCAGCCAUCAAUGGCUAAUCAAAUCCUCAUUCAAUCCCUCCAUCACGAAGAUGGACGGCACCAACACCUCUGAUGGAUUGCUGAACACCGACACAAUGAGCAGGAGCAGGUUGAACUCGGGCAUCGGCCUCGCCAUCGGAAUUUUCCUCCUCAUCAUCACCACCCUCACCGUUGCUUACUACUUCUGCGCCAGGUCCUGCUCAUCCUCGCCUCGCCAGCCUGGAGAGCUCUAUGGUCCCGCUCAACAUCAGCCGUCCGUAGCUGACAAUGAAGUGGGCCUCGAUGAAGCUACCCUCUUGAGUUACCCCACGCUACUUUACUCGCACGCCAAGAUCCAGAACAAGGACAUCACCUCGUCUUGCUGCUCCAUCUGCCUAGCGGAUUACAAGGACACUGACAUGCUGCGGCUGCUGCCUGACUGCAGUCACAUCUUCCACGUUAAGUGCGUGGACAACUGGCUGCGGCUGCACCCAACAUGCCCUGUUUGCCGCACGUCGCCCCUACCGACCCCUCUUACAGAGGUUGUCCUGGUAUGAAGCAAGCAUUCGUAUUGGAUCAUCUGCUUCCUUUUAGUAGAGUGUAAAACGAAUAGUAUCACUAUCCAUUGGUAGAUACUCUUUAUAGUAAACAAUCGUUGUGUUUGCAUUAAGAAAAGUUGUGCAUCAAAAAUAGAAUCUGAUUGCCCCAGAGAUUAGUUGUGCAUGAUCUAAAAUAGAAUCUGAUUGCCCCAGA
This is a messenger RNA of Magnolia sinica, 770 nucleotides long. Its product is annotated as RING-H2 finger protein ATL70-like. The transcript has a single exon. Lineage: Eukaryota; Viridiplantae; Streptophyta; Magnoliopsida; Magnoliales; Magnoliaceae. Bases 89 to 574 code for a protein of 161 amino acids. The record is from RefSeq and is a predicted model, not a curated record.